Colletotrichum fioriniae is the source of this 1698-nucleotide messenger RNA. The record is from RefSeq and is a predicted model, not a curated record. Lineage: Eukaryota; Fungi; Ascomycota; Sordariomycetes; Glomerellales; Glomerellaceae.
AUGUGGGAUGGCGAAGCUCAACACCGCCGCCAGAGCCCGGUUGCAAGGUCAGGUCAAUAUUGUGCCGCUACUGUGAAGUUCAUCCUACCUGUCAUCAUCUUCAUGGGCGCCUUUGGCUUCGUCUUGACGAACUUUUUCCCUGCAGAGUUCAGACACUUCAUCCAUGGCAGUAACACAGAAAGAAGAAUCACGGGAUCAGACCUAGAGACCCUCAAGAGUUCAACCCAUGUUGACACAGGGGGCUCACGCCGACUGCGACUCUUCAUGCCCGCCGACGGACCAAACAUCAACCUCUGCAAGACGGUCAUGUCUGCCGUGGCGCUAGGCUAUCCCAUGCCCACACUUCUAAACUGGAACGGGGAGUUCAACAGGCCCGACUGGCACUUUGCCGGUUCCCACAUUGCAAAGCUCGAGUCACUUCUGGCGGUCAUUGAUGCGCUUUACGAAAAGGAUGACGGGGGCGAUGUUAAUGAGAACGACCUCAUUCUCCUUGUGGAUGCCUACGAUAUCUGGUUUCAACUUCCGCCAUCCGUCUUGAUUGAGCGCUUCCAUCAACUAAAUCGCAAAGCCAACAUCCGGGUGCAGAGGCAAUGGGGGGAAAGUGGAAUGAAGAGUGGGUUUCCCAUUAGUCCCCCGACGCAAGACAUCAUCGUCACCACGGCCAAAGAUUGCCAGCCGGACUGGGAGUCAGGGUCCGAUCCGCGAUACGACUACUGGCCAGACUCGCCCCUUCCACGAGACUUCUACGGCGAGAAGACUGACCAAGUGCUUCCUUACGUCUUUGACUCGGCGAGGAAAUACAAAAAGAUUCGACCGCGAUGCGUCAAUAGCGGGAUGAUCAUGGGUACUAUCGGAUCAUUACGGGGCGCGCUGCGCAAGAGCAAAGAGAAGAUUGAGAAAGCCGCCGUUAGCGGGCGGCAGCUGUGGAGCGACCAGGCACUCUUUGCAGAGGUUAUUGGAGACCAGGAAGUUUAUCGCCAUUGGGUCCGGGGUCUCUCUUCAACGUGGAAUGGCUUUGUUUCUCAGGAGAAUCUGGGGAGCGUGCCGAAGGAGGUGCGGAGGAUCGCAGACGCGGCACUGGCUGGCGAAAAGUUUGAAUUCGGGAUCGGGCUGGAUUAUGGCUUUGCCACGAUCCCGCCUACCUGCUCCUCCGAAGACGACGGAUACUUUGUGGAGCUCGACGAUGCCGAGUCCAUUAAGAAGGAGUCUGAGAAGGCUGCAGUCCCGGGCGAGGUGAGGAUUCAGGGUAUUCCAGAGGAAUUGCGCGACGUUCCUCGGCCUCUGCCUGGGUAUACCUGGGGUAACGUCUCGCUCUACACCGACUUCUUCUUUGGUACCGCGCCUGUGGGCAUACAUCACAAUGCCUACAUCUUUGGGCUGAAGAAGUGGCGGCUGGAGAAUUGGUGGAGUCUGACCUGGUUUUACCCUCAUUUGCGUGAUCUCGUGGUCCAGGCUCUCGAUGCGAACCGGAAGUUGAUGCCCCUAGCGAGACUUCUCACUCGUGGCGACAGCGGGAACGAGAUGAUCUACUGGGCGGCGGAGGAAGAGGUCAAUGGAAAGAAGAGUGUCAUGGUGUACGACGGCUCGAGAAAGCCGGGCGACUUUUCAACUAUUGGAUGGGAUGGAGUCUGUCAAAAAGGAGACGAAAGGUGGUAUGAUGUGCUGUUUGGAGAUGGAAAGGGGCCGCUGAAGGUCUGA